Messenger RNA from Phycodurus eques (leafy seadragon), 6139 nucleotides. Its product is annotated as myocyte-specific enhancer factor 2D homolog. The record is from RefSeq and is a predicted model, not a curated record. The coding region runs from base 584 to 2305 and encodes 573 amino acids. Lineage: Eukaryota; Metazoa; Chordata; Actinopteri; Syngnathiformes; Syngnathidae. Gene Ontology annotation, molecular function: DNA-binding transcription factor activity, RNA polymerase II-specific; protein dimerization activity; RNA polymerase II cis-regulatory region sequence-specific DNA binding. The transcript is spliced from 13 exons. Gene Ontology annotation, biological process: cell differentiation; positive regulation of transcription by RNA polymerase II.
AAAGGUCGUUAAACGGAUUAUGUGGACAGUAAACCGUGGAUUGAGUCUCCUGUGGCUUGUUAUAUGCAUCAUGAGCGAAGAAAUGUCCACUUAAAUGGGGGGAAAGGUUCACUUAGUGCGUGGACGUCAUACAGGGUGCAGUGAUAUUGUGCCGUCACGUCUGUCGGGACAAUAUAGACGACGAAAACAACGUUUUGUCCUUUCUUCACCGGUGACUUAGCGUCAUAUGAAGAUGCGAAGAAACAAAUGAGCAAGCGGGCUGGGGCACAGCGGCUCAAGUCUCCACUGACAUUCGGAGCCACAUGCAAAAAUCAUGCAAAAGGUGAGGAGCGACAGUCUCCUCCAUUGUCAACCAUUUCUCGUCAGCGGUUUCCGCCGUCCGUCGCUUCACCUUCAACCUGGCCAGAGAAAUGUGCCAGCGCCGCCACUGCUGUUGUUCUCCGCCGCCUUCCCGUGUCUGACUUUUUUUCAGGGAAUAAAAAACAAAACAAAAAGCUUGCAGGGCUAAAGAGAGCGAGAGAGUGAGAAAGAAAGAAAGAAAGAGAGAGCACUUCUUCACUUGAUUUAACCGCCGCUAAGCAUCAUGGGUAGGAAAAAGAUUCAGAUUCAGCGGAUCACAGACGAAAGAAACAAGCAGGUGACGUUCACCAAGCGCAAGUUCGGCCUGAUGAAGAAGGCGUACGAGCUGAGCGUGCUGUGCGACUGCGAGAUCGCCCUGAUCAUCUUCAACCACGCCAACAAGCUCUUCCAGUACGCCAGCACCGACAUGGACAAGGUGCUGCUCAAGUACACCGAGUACAACGAGCCCCACGAGAGCCGCACCAACGCCGACAUCAUCGAGACUUUACGAAAGAAAGGCUUCAACGGUUGUGACAGUCCGGAGCCCGACGGCGAAGACUCCAUCGAUCAGAGUCCCCUGAAUGACGACAAGUUCCGGAAGACCACCGAGGACCUGGAUGUUCUCUUCAAGCGCUACGGACAGUCGACGGCUCCGCCGCAGACCUUCUCCAUGCCCGUCACCGUGCAAGCAUCCAAUCCCAGCCCGCUGCAGUUCAGCAACCCUGGUAACGCGCUGGUAACUACCUCCUAUGUGACGGCGGCGGCGCUCGCCGACGCCCACCUCCUGUCGCCACAGCAACCGGCUCAUCCGAGGAACACCGUGUCUCCCGGGUUGCCACAGCGACCGGCCAGCGCAGGCGCUCUUCUGGGAGGCGACCUGAAUAAUUCAAAUGGAGGAUGUCCGAGUCCAGUCCCUAACGGCUACACCAGCGCCAGGGCCUCGCCGGGCCUCCUCGCCGUCUCCAACGGCAACAGCCUGGGCAAGGUGGCCCCGGCCAAGUCGCCACCGCUGCCGCCCACCAGCCCCCAGAUGGUUAGCAGCCGCAAGCCUGACCUCCGGGUCAUCACCUCUCAGGGCGGGAAGAGCCUCAUGCAGAUGACAGAGGAUGAGCUGGAGUUGGUAAACGAGAACGCCCAACGGCUGGCAGUUGGUGCCCAGGUGGCCCAGACUCUGACCACGCCUGUGGUGUCUGUGGCCACGCCCAGCCUCCUGGCGCAGGGGCUGCCCUUCUCCGCCAUGCCUACGGCGUACAACACAGAGUACCAGCUGACGAGCGCAGACAUCACCGCGCUUCACGCCCUGGCGUCUCCUGGCGGCUUGCUGCCCACCAGCGUGGCGACGUGGCAGCCGCAGCAGCAGCCCGUCGUCUCGCAGCAACCGCAGCAGAUGCAACAGCAGCAGAUCAAUCUGGCGUCGCUCAGCAACUUGGUCAUGUGGGGUGUGGACAAACAGAGCAGCGAGCUGUCUAACCAGGUGUCCAGUCUGGCCGCCAAUCUGAGUCUGGGCUCUCCGUCCAACCUGCUCUUGGGUAGAGAUGAGUGGUUGGGCCGGCCCGUGGCGCAUAUACCUCAAGGCGCCAUGUUGACAGUCAACACCAACAGCGGCGUCAGCAUCAAGUCGGAGCCGGUGUCGCCGGGCCGGGACCGCAGCACCCCUUGCCCUCCGCCGGCCCCGCCGCCGCCUCAGUCCUCUGGCGUCACCUUGACUGCGCCGCCACAGUAUCCUGGAUCGCUUCUGUGCCUGGAGCCCCCCACGGGACGCUCGCCCGCCGACAGCGUGAGCAGCAACGCCAGCUCCUUCGAAGGCAGCGACCGGGAGGACACAGGCGGCGGCGGUGCUAACAACGCCAACAUGGUCACGCCGGCCGCAGGAAGCGUCGGGCCGGGCCGCUCUGACUUCAGCCCCUCGCCGGAGCAAGAGGGGGGCAACAUCAAGAGAAUGAGACUGGACGCCUGGGUGACAUAAGCGGCGGCCCAGAGUACGCAGGGAGGUUCGGACAACACAAACACAUCACGUCACGUCGUACACGCCACACGUGAGGACGUCGUAUACAAAUGCCUCACCACGCGCUUUCACGCAAGAUUUUAGCCUCAACGCCAACACGUGUGUGUACAUUCUCAGUCGUCCAGGCAAAACUUGAAUGGAGGCGACUGGACUGUUGUUGGUUGUUCACGUUUCACCUUUGAUCCAAUGUUGAGCUGACUUUCUGCACUCGUAAGCUAUCAUGUGUAGCGCCAACAGUCCCCCAAAUGAUUGGUUGGUUUAUGGAUCGAGUGAUUGUUGGUUUUUUGAUUAGUCGAUUUAUUAAGUCUCCGACGGGCGUGUCUUCUGGGGAUGGUCACAUGGUCACAAGAUUUUAGCCCAGUUAUUGGCCCGUUCGCUAUUGCGGCCGACUUUUCAAUUUGAGUCCAAUUUAUUUGGGCGGGAACGACAAAACUCUUUGUAGUGUGACAAUCCCCGCUAUCAUAGCCCUGUGAUGGCAAAAAGGAAAAAUAUUUUUUGGGGGGGAUAUCUUUCAUGUAGGGUGACAUAGUAACGAGACCCUCUGACAUCGCACCUUUAUAGUACUAUAUAGCGCCCUCGUGAGAAACUAAAUUUCUCUUAUAGUCUGAUCCAGGGAUAACUGGUGCCAAAACGGCCAUUCACCAGCCACACCUGGCAACAAUAGCAGAACUCUGCUAACCAACCAACCAAUCAAUUUACCAACCCGUCAUUCAAGCAAAUGGACAAGCAGUUGUUUAAAGUAACCUCUUACAUUCAUAACUGUCUUACAGGUCUAAAAUUAGUACUUAAGACAUAACAAAACAGCCCUAUUUAGGUGAACUCCAAACCUAGGAUUUAGAAGACUUUUGGAUUAAAAGGUGAAAGGUCCCCACUGUCCGACAAGAGUCCAGUUGCAUCCCUUCCACUUUUACAGAAGGCACUCACCUCCUCUCAUCCAGUCCACAUUCAGCAGACCUCACUUCCUGCUUUCUGCGGGCGCCAUUUUGAACCUGUCCAUUCUUCAGCAAGUCCCUCCCACGCUGCACUUUUUUUUGGGGGGGGGGGGGGGGCCUUGAGCCAAUGCUGUGUUGUCCUCGGAAUGCCAAACAAAACACGGCGCACGGGAAACGAACACUCUUGUGGCUCUAUACAAAUGGUCGCCACACAGACAUACCGUUCUGUUCGUUCUGUCAGUACUGGUUCUGAAGGUCCGUCACUUUGUUUAAAACAAAAAACAAAAAAAACUCCCACCCUCCUCAACGAAACUGAUGUCCUCUUUAGCGCACUAGCUAGACCAUCUUAUUUUCCCGUGGUUACCCAAAGUGAACGGAUGUUUUCUAUAUUUCUACCGCUUCUGUUAGCUUUUUGGCUUCAAGUGCGUGUAUGUACAUAUAUUUGCAUAGACUUUGCUAGCUAGCCCUAAAAAAAAAAAAAAAAAAAAAAAAAAAAAAGGCAACUCAGUGGAUCUGUCCGCUAUUAUUAUUAAUAAUUAUUAUUAUAAACAAGCGUGACGAUAUGUUUGGGUAGCGUACCCCACUUAGCGCCUGCUUGGUCGUGUUGUUGUCAUUUUUGCUACACAGCCAACAUGCACGCGGGAAAAGCAUUACACUCGCACACACACACACACACGAUCGCUGCCCUUCACAUUAGCCUAGCUUCUCAUAUCUAUACACACAUUUAGCCCUUUUUCUACAGCAACCGGUAAAAUCAACAGAUGGUUUGAUGUCAUUUUUAAUAGGAAUUUGUUUUGUCGCCAUCAUUUCAGUGUGUGAAUGUGUGUGCACAAGUUCUUUAGUAAAAAUAGAAGAGAUGAUGUCUACGCCAAACCCAGAAUAACCCUCCCCUGCCCUUUAUGAUGCCUACUUGGCUGCGGUCACUUGACUGUUAGUUAAGCCCAUAUGUGAACUGGCAGCACCUAGUUCUGUUGUAACACUUGAGUUAAAAACAAAAAAAAGCUGAUGUUUUUAGCAGAGUGCUAAAAUGCCAAGUAAGCUCUGUCAGACUGUUAUUGCAUUACAACACAAUUCACUUUUAAAACACUUUAAAAUCAAUAACACGCAAGAAUCCCCCCGCCCCCCAGAAAAGGGGGGGGGGGGGGCAGGACGGAGAUGCUACAGCUAGUUAAUGUCACCACGGUGGUAUGUACAGUUUUGAUUGGACAAUCAGUCAUAAUGACCAGUACCAGCUUUCAGCGCUAAUGUUUGGGUACAUUAUUCACAAAAAAAUUUAUUGCCAAAAAGUUUACUUUUCUGCCUCACUCAAAGCAAUUUUUGCCAUUUAUGAAGGAAAGAGAGGAGAAAAAAAAAAAAGCUUCUUGACUGAUAGCAACGACAAAGAAAUCAUGUACCAGUAAAAAAAAAAAAAAAAAAUUAUACAUCUCCAAAUCAAAUUAGGAGAUGCGUGGUUUACAUUGGAUUGUGAUAUUACAAAGAUCGUCACUGAAAAAAAAUGUUUUCUAAUGUUCUAAUUUUACAAAAAAAACUGCCACAAUUUAAUGAUACAUGCUUUUCUUUGGAAAGUGAUAUGACAAAAUACAUUGUUGCUCAAAAGUGUUUUGUUUAUAAAAUGGAGAUCGAAAAGUGAUUGCAUGAUGCUAUGACAAAAACAUUUUGUUGACUCAAAAAAUAUCUAAAAAAAAAAAAAGCUGUCGACAAAAAUGUCCCAAAAAAAAUGUGGUUAACUCCCCAUACAAAUUUGCCGACUAAAAAGCAAAACAAAAAAAUGUAACAUUUCAUCGACAAAAACAUUUGGGGAAAAUAUUUGCCCAACAAAAAGUAUGUUUCAAAAUUUUGGGAUAGUACUUCUUACCCAGUAUUUUUUUCAGAUUAGAAAAAAUACAAAUUUUGAAUAUGCGACUUUCAGUGGAAAGCAACAGUAUGGGAAACAAAAAAAUGCUGUCCAAUGAACAAGUUGGUUUUCCCCUCAGUCAUUUUUGUUUUUUCAAAUUAAAACGUAUUUUGAUUGAACAGCAAUGAUAUGGCAAAAAAAAAAGACACUAACAAGCAUGUAUCUUUAAAUUAGGAAUAUUAAAAAAUGUGGCCAUACAUGCUGGUUAUUGGACUGUGACAAAAACAUGGUUUGAAGUGCAAAGUGACAACACCCCAAUUGGGUCCAUCCUGCCCCGUGUGGUCAAAUGACAAUCUAUUGAGGAGGGGAAAACAGACUCACUCGGACCCCUGUUACUUGUCGUGUACGAUGUUCGGUUUUUUUGUUUAAGAUUAAUUUGUGCUGGUUCAGUGCAGCUCCAUACAAUUACGGAGCCUUUUAGUUUGUGUAGCUUGUAAUUUUUGGAACAUUAGACUCUCUUUGUCAUCGUAUCACCGACAUCCAAACUGGUUUCCUUUUUGUUCACUGCAACUUGCACGAUCAGACAAUGCGGUAUUAGCAAAUGCAAUAAAAGGAAAGUACCAGUUAAAUGCUGCAGUUUUCAUCCAGAUAUAGAAUAUAUUUAUAAAGAAAAAUUGGUGGAAUUUGAAACAUGUUUAGACGCAUGGGACGCAGGUAACAGUUUGUGUGUCACGCAGUCAGAAUGAUGUAGCAAAUAAAAUACUAAAGAUGAAAAUUUAUAGUUAAUAUAUUGUGUUGAGCUAGUCUGCUAUGGAUUUUGAUGUAAAGAUGUUUUGACGUUUUCUUUUUCUUGAACGAUAUACAGUUUGUGUAUAUUUUCAUAUACAAAAGUAUGCACUGAUGUUAUUGAAAUUCUAUACCGCUUUUACAGAAAAAGUGUUUGUUGUACCAAAGUAUCCAAGUCCCUUGAAACCUCCUUUUUGCGUAUGUUUUACUGUAUUUUAUAUAUUAAAUGACAAACGGAGUGAA